Messenger RNA from Peniophora sp. CBMAI 1063, 987 nucleotides. The record is from the annotation of a GenBank genome assembly. Lineage: Eukaryota; Fungi; Basidiomycota; Agaricomycetes; Russulales; Peniophoraceae.
AUGAUCCCUCGUAUCCUUAGACGUUUUGUCACCUUGAUCGCUGCGCUCGGCUUGGUGGCGUGCAUAAGCCUAAGUUGGUCAGGUCGGUUGCCCUUGCGGAGGCCCACAAAGGUGUGCGCCGAGGUCAUCGACGAUCUCUUGGAGUUACUUUGGCAGGGCGAGAUUAAACCCCAUUCAUACAUGUCUUUGGUCCCUGGCCUCGCUCACUUCGCCGGAGCCCUAGAAAUGGCCUCGAUGGUACAGGAUGGUGCGCUGACGACGUAUGGUGGGACGAGUCUUAGUCUUGAAGAUAUGCUAUAUCUUCAUCACGAACUUGGGGAACUUGCCUUCUCUUGGAGAAAAGCCAGAAGCCGGAGGCUUCAUACGCACCGCGUUCUUCUGCAUCAACUGCAGAAGUACCAGGCUGCGGUCGACCUCUCCAGACUCCCUCUCUGGCUCGGACCUCCCACGCCCAGCACGCUAAGCUCCCUGAUCAAUGACGAGGUGCCUCCCUACCUGCUGGCGCUUCAAGAGGUCAUUGCCGUUGGUCUGAGAUUCGGCUCCGUUCUCGAUCACAUUCAAGAACGGUCCCCAAACGUCUUUCCGCGCGCGCGCAACGCGACCGGUGCCCGCUUGGCCUCUUCGCACGACGCCAGACGCUCUAGUGCCGGCAAGAGCACAGCAGCUGUACCAUCCUUGGACAACUGGUGGUCCGACUGUCUAGCUCUUCGCGAGCAACUCCUUUCCUUCAUGAAGAAUCAUCUUCGAGAGGUAUCCGAGUUGCAUCGCAGAUACAAUGCCGGCGACACGCGUUCCUGUGUAGAUUCGCCAUCGUUCAAGACCUCUCUCUAUCAGGAAAUGGAUCGGGCCCUUAUGCUACUGCAGUAUGGGCUACCGGCUACUUUCGAUGCGACGGAGAGAGAGACCAAAGAAAGGGAAGCAAGGGGGAAAGAAGAGACGGAGACAUGGGUCAGCAAUUGCCUCAUCGUACACUCACGUUCGUUCUGA